AUGACGGUCGACGUCUUUGACGAAUUACUCAGCAUUGUUGGACCUACAAUUAAAAGGAUGCACACUAAUUUUAGAGAACUUAUUUGUUCUCGCACAAGGUUGUACUUGACGUUGAGAUAUUUAGCCACAGGAGAUAAAACGUCUUCAAUUGCCUUUGCAUUUCGCAUAGGACAUAGCACUGCUUCAGCAAUAAUUGAAGAUACAUGCGAGCAUCUGUGGAAUAUGCUGCAUGAUAAAAUGUUUGUGCCAUCUACGGAUAAUUGGAAGGCAAUCGCCAAAGAAUUUUAUACACGCUGGAAUUUUCCACAUUACAUAGGUACAAUAGAUGGGAAGCAUGUAGUUAUAAAGGCACCACCAAAUUCCGGAUCGACCUUUUAUAAUUACAAAGGAUCUUGUUCGCCCUUUGGCAAAGCGAACAAGAGGCCGGGACCGCUCAGCAAUGAGCGCGGGUCACAUGCUGACAAACCAUGA
Molecule: messenger RNA, 471 nt
Organism: Harpegnathos saltator (Jerdon's jumping ant)
Lineage: Eukaryota; Metazoa; Arthropoda; Insecta; Hymenoptera; Formicidae
Exons: 4
Coding region: 1-471 (156 amino acids)
Source: RefSeq, a predicted model, not a curated record